UCAGUGCCUUGUUGGUUGCAUGGUACAGGCGUACAGCUACAGAGCUCAGUGAGCAUCGUCUGUGAUCAUGGAUGUUAACGGUCAAGUCAAAGCAUUACUGCCCGAGGUGAUCAACGGGAAAACCUUAAAGGAGCUGGAGGAAGAGACGACGGCUAACGACAAGAAAUAUGCCCACUUCGUGAAGGGUGUCAAACUGCCCUACGUCGUACCUCUGUCUACUAUUGAAGCCCUCAAAACAUUUGAGGUUCGCGAUGACGAUGUCUGUGUCGUCACGUACCCGAGGUCAGGAACCCACUGGAUGACAGAAAUAGUGAGCUUCAUCUUGAACGACGGCCGGGAUGACUUCGACCGCACUUUCAUGACUUGCACGCUGGAGGUCACUUACACGCCCGACCCAUCGAAGGUGGAGAGUACAAUUCCCGGGUAUAAAAAGUUUGAAGAAGUGAAAUCACCCAGGUGCACCAGCAGUCAUUUACCAUACAGCCUUCUUCCUCCAGAUGUAAUGAAAUCCAAGGUUGUGUACUUGGCUCGCAAUCCCAAAGACAUGCUUGUCUCCUACUUCAACUUUACGAAAGCAUAUUUGUCGCCUACGUUCCAGGACUUCAGUGUGUACCUGUGGCUUCAUUAUGCCGGAGAAAUGAUCUUCGGGUCGUGGUUUGAUCACGUGCUCGGCUAUUGGCGACAAAAGGACCAUCCGAACAUCUUGUUUAUGAACUACGAAGAUCUCCACAAGGACCUCAAGGGAUCCAUACGCACAGUAGCAAAGCACGUUGGGAAGGAUUUAUCUGAUGACGUCAUCGACCGCAUCACUGAACGCGUAAGCUUUGGAGGAAUGAAGAGUACAUACGAUAAGUUUAAAGACGUGUAUGGCGAGGCUGAGGCGCUGCAGAUGACCAACAAGUUCGGGGAAGACACGGUGUACCUCAGAAAAGGAAAAGUCGGUAAUUGGAGGAACACUUUCACAGAGGAGCAGAGCGCCCUCUUCGACAAGAUGUACGCCCUGCGAAUGGAUGGGACUGGGUUGGAGUUUGACUUUGACCCGUAAGCGACGGUUUGUAGUGCGCAUCCACAGUCGACAACCCAGAUUAGAAGAGUAAUCAAUCAUAAACGCUGUGACGAUCUUUCUUUUUUUGCUAUUGAAGCACUUUGCAAUAAUGGUAUCCGUUUUAGAAAUUGUCUGAACUGAACUUUUAAAAAGAAAACAAUAUUUUCCAAUGGGACUUUUUGUACCCGUGAAAUUCACACUGUUAGAAAAUAACUUGGAUUGGAAUGAAAUAAGAUUGACCUUGCACCAUCAGCUGACCUGGUUCUAAUCACCUGACCAGAGAUGUUUUUCAGCAGUGUAUACUUUGUUGUUGUAUUGGUGCCGCUCACAUGGUAAUGAGUGACAAUCAUUUAAGCGGGUCAAACGUUUAGUUCGAAAAUUUACAAAGGUAAACAAUAAGUCUUUACCCUAGGCCUAGCCAGUAGUUGAAAAAACAACAGCAAUUUGCUUAUCUCAGUUAUCUAGUUACUAGGCCUAAUUUUUGUUUGGUGGGAUCAACGAAAAAUAUAAUUAAUUACUCAUGAAGAUCAUUGGGAAACUACAAUACUUAAAACACAAUCCCAGCCAAUGCUCAACUGCUGAUUAAAUAAAAAAAAAUGACACUUUGAUUCAGAAAUUAUCAAUUCAAGAAAAAAAAGUUUCAAGGAUUAAACGUAUACGAGUUUUACAAAUACUCCCCCCGCCAAAAAAAUGGAAAAGACUAGAAAAAUUCAGUCAGAUUGACUGAUUUUCAUUUGCACCCAGCUGACUCUAGUUGGCUAGUCAAAUUUAACUGGUUUCUAGUCAAAUGUAAGUAGUGUUUUUUGCGUUUG
Messenger RNA from Patiria miniata (bat star), 1857 nucleotides. Its product is annotated as amine sulfotransferase-like. Lineage: Eukaryota; Metazoa; Echinodermata; Asteroidea; Valvatida; Asterinidae. The transcript is spliced from 6 exons. Gene Ontology annotation, cellular component: cytoplasm. Gene Ontology annotation, molecular function: sulfotransferase activity. Gene Ontology annotation, biological process: sulfation. The record is from RefSeq and is a predicted model, not a curated record. The coding region runs from base 68 to 1045 and encodes 325 amino acids.